AUGAAAUUUGAAAAUUUAAAUAUUAAGUUGGACUACAUAAAUGAUAAAAUCAGCAAAUUAGAUAUUAUUAAACUCGCAAACAAAAUUAUAAUUGUAGCAGCCACUUAUGAUCAAAAAAUUAAUAAAGUGUUGUUUUAUGAUGCUACAAAGUCAGAUGAUAAUGACCAUUCUUUAAAUCUGAUUUCGAAAUUUGAUAUUGCAGGCGAUCCUACCUGCAUUAUAAGACAUUUAGAUUCAAUAUUUAUUAGCACAUCAAAAGGAAACCUAUACAUCUUUUUUAUAAAUAAAUUUUGUGAAAUUUCUUUUAGCAAAUAUUUUGACUUUGGUAAGAAUGAUAGUUUGAUAAACAAUGGAUUUCAUAAUGAUUCUUGCACAGCCCUGACUGUUGAUACUAUCAAUGAUAAUCUUAUUAUUUCCUUUAUAGAUGGCACUUUGAAAAUCUUGGAUUUACAAACUGAUAAAAUUAUUCACACAAUAUCCAAUUUCCAUAAUACUUACCUAAGUACUCUGAAAUUUAUUCCACCAAACUCUUUGUUGUGCGGUGAUUUGUGUGGGACCGUUAAAUUGGUCGAUUUGAAAACGAUACUUACAAAAUUAUAUCACAAAAGCUUUUACUCCCAAAAUAUAGAUGGAGGCAUAUCCGCUCUCGACGUUCACCCCUUCAAUUCAAACCUCGUGGUCUGCGGUGACGAUCAAGGCCUGCUAACUUUUUGGGAUCUUAGGAAACAAGCAUUUCCUGUUCAGAAUUCUUUUAAUAAACACAAAUCAUAUGUAUCCGGCAUCAAAUUCCAUCCAAAUUUUCCCAACAAAAGCCUCUUCUCCUGUUCUCACGAUUCUAAACUCUUAGCGUGGUACAACGAACAAAACACGUCCGACAUGUUUAGCUCUGCAAACGACCUCGAUAUCCAAACGAUUGAUUUACUCGAAGAUUCCAAUAGUUGCUCAAUCAAUGGAAUGGCUUUAGAGAGUGAUAUAUUGGUGGCUUGCACAGAUAACCAGGGUAUCUUCCGUAUCUACCUCGAAAAUUUUAUCUCCAUGACAUAAUAGAUCCAUUUGAUAUUUUAUUUUUGUCAAUCAGAUAUUAGUUAUACUUAUACGU
Molecule: messenger RNA, 1099 nt
Organism: Gordionus sp. m RMFG-2023
Lineage: Eukaryota; Metazoa; Nematomorpha; Gordioida; Chordodea; Parachordodidae
Exons: 8
Coding region: 1-1044 (347 amino acids)
Cellular component (GO): nuclear pore outer ring
Molecular function (GO): protein binding
Source: RefSeq, a predicted model, not a curated record